Hippoglossus stenolepis (Pacific halibut) is the source of this 1432-nucleotide messenger RNA. RefSeq names its product cytosolic iron-sulfur assembly component 1 (gene ciao1). The coding region runs from base 256 to 1251 and encodes 331 amino acids. The record is from RefSeq and is a predicted model, not a curated record. Gene Ontology annotation, biological process: iron-sulfur cluster assembly. Gene Ontology annotation, cellular component: cytosolic [4Fe-4S] assembly targeting complex. NCBI's taxonomy places the organism in Eukaryota, Metazoa, Chordata, Actinopteri, Pleuronectiformes, Pleuronectidae. The transcript has 7 exons. Gene Ontology annotation, molecular function: protein binding.
AUGCUUUGCGCGAAGCACCUGAUAAUCAAAGAUGGCGGCGGUGUUUGUGAUGUCCAUGGUUUUGUGAACUUUGGUACUUUGGUGUAAACUGGCCUCCAUUAGUGCACCUGCAGCAGGCCGGGUGUGGAGUUAGAGGACCGUGUUUAUCGCUGCUUGUUUGUGCAGCUUGUCACCCGCGGGUUGUUGUUGUUGUUGUUUCCGGAUCUGUCAGACGUUCAGGAACCGUCAGGAAGUGUCGGGGGAAGCGGCUCAGACAUGAAGCAGGCUCUGACCCUGCUCCACAGACAGAGCGCACACCCGGACUCCCGCUGCUGGUUCGUCAGCUGGAGCCCGUCAGGGACGCUGCUGGCCUCGUGUGGCGGGGACAAGGCCAUCCGGAUAUGGGGACGAGAGGGUGACUCUUGGAUUUGUAAGACUGUGCUUCAGGAUGGGCACCAGCGCACCGUGAGGAAGGUGGCCUGGUCUCCCUGUGGAAAUUAUCUGGCAUCUGCCAGCUUCGAUGCGACCACAUGCAUCUGGAAAAAGAAGGACAAUGACUUUGAGAGUCUGACUGUGUUGGAAGGACAUGAAAAUGAGGUGAAAUGUGUGGCGUGGGCUCCUUCAGGGAACCUGCUGGCGACAUGUAGCAGAGACAAGAGCGUCUGGGUCUGGGAAGUGGAUGAAGAAGACGAGUACGAGUGCGUUACUGUCGUGAACUCUCACACACAAGAUGUCAAGCACGUUGUGUGGCACCCGACCCAGGAGCUCCUGGCUUCAGCCAGCUACGACAACAACAUCUGCAUUUACAGGGAGGAAGACGAUGACUGGGAGUGUCGGGCGACCCUGACGGGACACACAUCCACAGUGUGGGGUUUGGCUUUUGAUGGGACUGGACAGAGACUGGCUUCCUCCAGCGAUGACCGCACUGUCAAGAUUUGGAAAGAGUUUCCAAAUGAAGCUGGACAGGGAGACUCGUCUUGGAAAUGUAUUUGCACUCUGUCCGGGUACCAUGCACGAACAGUGUAUGACAUUGCCUGGUGUCGGCUGACCGGUGCCCUGGCAACUGCCAGCGGUGACGACGCAGUGCGAGUUUUCAAGGAGGAUGAGUCGGCUGAUCCUGACCAGCCGGUGUUCUCGCUGGCUGCUCAGGUCACCAAGGCUCACGAUCAGGAUGUCAACUGUGUGGCCUGGAACCCGAAGGAGGCGGGACUGCUGGCCACCUGCAGUGAUGAUGGAGACUUCGCCAUCUGGAGGUUCCAGGAGGAAGAGUGAAUGUGUUUCUCACUGAACAAAACCAAGUUACAACGGGGAGCGUUGUUGUCCGGUCAACUUUUACAGCUCAUCUGAGCUCAGCAGUAUAACCACAUCACCUAUCAUGUCUAUUUUAUAACUGUCCAAUUGAGAAAUUAUUCAUUCAUGAUGUUUAUAUAAAUAAAUUUAAAACAUAAAACAA